AUGAUGGCAACGACUCAACUACAAGAAUUCCAAGAACAUCUCCUUAAAUCUAAAAAAAUAGUUGCAUUAGUAGGUGCCGGACUCUCAGUAUCGUCAGGACUUCCCACAUUUCGAGGUUCACAAGGAUUAUGGAAGAAUUUCAAUAUGAUAGAUCUAGCUACCCCAGAUGCAUUCUAUAUUGACCCGGGGUUAGUUUGGCAAUUUUAUUCAUGGAGACGAUAUGGGGCCCUAAAAGCAAAUCCGAAUCGUGGUCAUUAUGCCUUGAGUAAAUUAUCUCAAUUGAGUAAAGAGAACAAGAAUUUUAAGUAUAUUACCAUAACCCAGAAUGUUGAUGGUUUGCAGAGUCGAAGUGGACAUUUGAAGGAAAAUCUUUAUGAAAUUCAUGGAUCUUUGUUUACGUUAAAAUGUACUAGUUUUAUGUGUAAUUAUGUUGAGAAUAAUAAUUUUAAACAACCAUUAACCAAAGCGUUAUCAGAUACUGAGUUUGAAUUUGAUAGAACGGCUCGGAAUAGGAAACGAACAUUGGGAGAAGAUGAAAAUGAAGAUAAAUUGCUAUCUCCUCAAUUGAAACCGGUCAAAACAUUACUGGAAAAAGAAUUACCACGAUGUCCGGUCUGCCAGGGACUUCUACGUCCAGGAGUAGUAUGGUUUGGAGAAUCCCUUUCGUUGAAUAUGAUUACGAAAAUCGAUAGUUUUAUUGAACUGGAAAAUCAUCCUGUGGAUUUGAUUCUUGUCAUUGGUACUAGUGGAACUGUAUAUCCGGCAAAUAGUUAUGUUGAUCGAGUGAAAUUAAAAGGAGGAAAAGUGGCUAUUUUCAAUACUGAUAUUGAGAAUGAUAUUGUGAUGGGAAAAGUAAAAGAUACUUGGGGAUUUAAAGGGAAUGCAGCUGAAUUAUUACCAUUAGCAUUGAAACCAUUAAUAGGUGAAAUAUAA
Hemisphaericaspora subhashii is the source of this 933-nucleotide messenger RNA. RefSeq lists its product as uncharacterized. The transcript has a single exon. Bases 1 to 933 code for a protein of 310 amino acids. Gene Ontology annotation, molecular function: protein-malonyllysine demalonylase activity; protein-succinyllysine desuccinylase activity; NAD+ binding. The record is from RefSeq and is a predicted model, not a curated record. Lineage: Eukaryota; Fungi; Ascomycota; Pichiomycetes; Serinales; Debaryomycetaceae.